Messenger RNA from Athalia rosae (coleseed sawfly), 3929 nucleotides. RefSeq names its product origin recognition complex subunit 1 (gene Orc1). Lineage: Eukaryota; Metazoa; Arthropoda; Insecta; Hymenoptera; Athaliidae. Gene Ontology annotation, biological process: mitotic DNA replication checkpoint signaling; DNA replication initiation. The coding region runs from base 214 to 3810 and encodes 1198 amino acids. Gene Ontology annotation, cellular component: nuclear origin of replication recognition complex. The record is from RefSeq and is a predicted model, not a curated record. The transcript is spliced from 9 exons. Gene Ontology annotation, molecular function: ATP binding; chromatin binding; DNA replication origin binding.
GCAACAAUCUUGCUUCAAUACGCACGUGGAUAUUUUUUGACGACGUAUCUGAUUGGUCGAUGUUACCGUGUUCGCUUGCCAGUCGUGUUUGUUUCCCGCGCGAUUUCUGACACCUUAGCACUGGCUUUGUUACCGAAUUUUUGACGGAAUGUUAGCGUCAGCAUUUUAUCCGAAAAUAGUUGUCCUUCUUCAAUAAUAUUUUAUUGCAUAACAAUGCUUCGAACUAGAAAUACGCGGGGUAAGAAGCCAGAGCUAAUAGGUAAUAUAAGAAAAUCGACUAAGAUUAACCCAUUCACACGAACCAAUAAAACUUAUGAGGCAUUUAGAUUUAAUGAUGUGUAUGCACAUGUUGGCGAUUAUGUAUUGGUAUGGAAUGCAGAACCAGAUGAGCCUGGCACAUUCAGAGGCUGUGAUGUAGCUAGGAUAGAACAUCUGUAUGAAUCAACGGGCCAUAAAGACAAAUAUAAAGCGAAUGUGCAAUGGUACUCGUGGCCAAGCAAAAUGCCGCAGAGCGUUGAUAGUGAACAUAUGGAUGAUAAAUAUGAAAUUGUAGAAGAUUACAGAAAAUUCAAUUGUGAUGUUAGCUUAGAUACCAUUACUGCAAAGUGUACCGUGAUUUUUGUAUUUGAAGAUGAGGUACCGGAAGAAAUACAUAAUAAAAACAGAGUUGACGAUGACACAGUAUUUGUCUGUCGUUACAGACUUGUCCAAAAACGAUUUAAGUAUUAUCUUGAACCAGUCAUGGACUUAAAUGAUUUAUCUUGCGGCUCCAAUGAGAAUCAACAUUAUUCAGCGAACAGAAACAAGCUUCUGUUAAAAUAUAAACCAAAUUCACUUGUACCUGAAACUCCUGAACAUAAUCCUAAAGAAACAUAUACAGUUCGUCAACUCAGAGCAGCAAACAGAAGUAGCAUUUCAACAUCAGAGUCCACUAUUUCCUGUUCAGAAAAUAAAUCAGAAAACCAAGUUUACGGGGCCUUAAGAUCUGCAAUGCGAAAGUUUUCCAUGGAUUCUGACACUGAAGACUCAGCAACUUAUUCAUCGAUGAAACGUGGAAGUGUUCAUCAGGAUUCAGAUAAUGAGAACUCUCUGAAUAUUACUCCAAAAAAGAAUCCCACGAAAAACGUGCGUAAGAGGGAGACACCUUUGACGAAUAAAAGUCUCAAUACUCUGCUUUCUGAGCCGGAUGGUUCAAAUUUCAUCAAACAUCAGUCCACUUCGACGAGCACAACUACUAGAAACCCAAAUAAAAAUGAUGAAGUAGUUGAAUGUACACCAACGAAGGCAGAGUUGAAUUAUCUGGUGAGGAAACGGUCUAGACAACUGAUGAGCAGUAGUGAGGAAAGCUUAGAACCAAGAAGUCGAAGUAUCUCACCUGAAAUUGACUAUGCUGGUCCCCCAGCAGCAUUCAAGCUUUGUGAAACUGACGGUGAAACUUAUGUGAUCAAGAAACCAAUUAAUAUUGUGAAAAAGGUGUCUAAAAAAUUAGAUGAUUCGACUAUAUUUUCUUUGUUAUCGUCAGAUGAUUCUGAUGAGUCGAUUUUAGAUUUCUCAGCCAAAAGUGGUGUCAAAAUUGUGGCAAAAUCCAAAUCAGAAGGUGUACCAUUCGAGCUAUUGAACAGGGCAAAUGAAAAUGUCGAAUCAUCGGAAGAAAUUACUCAAACAGCACCAUCGACCAGCGCAAGCCGUGAUUUAUCAGUAACUUUGGAAACUGAAGAUGUUCGUGAAACGCAAAAAAAGUUACUUCUAAAAAAACUCGCAGAUAAACGAGGCGAUGCUCUGCUUCGGAUCAAAUUACGUCGUUCCUCUGAACAGAGUAACUACAAAAUUGAUUCUGACUCAGACAACAAUACAAAUAGUAAAUUGAGUAGAGGAACCACUAUAAGUACACCAAAAAGUAUUCUAAGAGUCAGUUCAAAGGUGUCAGGUACUCCAAGUGUGCAGUUAAGCAAUUUAGAUGAGGUAGAGGAACAUUCUCCAACAACUGAAAUUACUAAGAAAUUACGCAAAGUGCAAAUCAAACUGAAACGAAUAGAUUCAACAGAUUUCAAAAAGUCUACCCAAACAAUAAUAGCAAAUCCACAGGAUUCAGAUUGUUAUGUAAUGGUUUCUCCAUCGACAAAGGCAAGUGUUACUUCUAACAAAAGACUCCGAAGAACUAUUAGCAAUGAUGAUCAGGAUAUUCCUAGUUCAGACAAGAACAUAAUCAAGAAUCGAACUACACGAUCAAUGACCACUACUAAUUACUCCAAAAGCCCCAAGAAGUCUAAUAUCACUACGGACGAUAAGAUGGAGUACACCAGUGACAAAACUGAUGAAUCUGAUGCUGAAAACAAUGCCAGUAAAGCUACACGGAAGACAAGGUCAGCCAGAAAUGGAAUGAUAAAUCGUAAUCACAAGGUUUUACCGAAUCAGGCAAAAACACCAAAGAAAUUAUCAGAAGUUCAACAAAAAGAUUCUACUGCAGCUAAUAUAAACGAAAAUGAAAACUACAAAUUCAAUGCGACACCUAAAAAAUGCAAAACAACUCCAAGUCUUAGAGGGAGAAAGUUAAUUGAAAAAUUGGAAGCAUCAACACCGAAGCGUAGUAUACCCACAUCAAGGGUCCAAACUCCAUCAAGAGCUGUUAAAAAUGGUUUACUGACUCCGUCGAUGCGUCAACGUAAUAUUCACAUUUCCAAGCCUUCUACCCCUCUCCAAGAAGCCAGGGCUCGCUUACAUGUCAGUGCAGUUCCCAAAUCUUUACCAUGCAGAGAGGAGGAAUUCAAUAAUAUAUACAUGUUUCUGGAGAGGAAAUUAAUGGACAAAAAUGGAGGCUGCCUCUACAUAAGCGGCGUACCUGGAACAGGUAAAACUGCUACAGUAAACGAAGUUAUACGCUGUUUGAAAAAAACAGUUUCCAAAAGCAAACUUCAUGAUUUCGAAUUUAUUCAAAUUAAUGGUAUGAAGCUGACCGAGCCAAGGCAAGCGUAUGUAGAAAUUUUAAAGCAAAUGACAGGCGAAAAAGCUACCUGGGAACAAGCCCAUCAAAUACUAGAGAAAAAAUUUAUGAAGGCUUCGCCUAGGUCACUUAUGACUUUACUACUUGUUGACGAGCUUGAUAUUUUGUGCAACAAACGGCAAGACGUGGUAUAUAAUUUGUUGGAUUGGCCAGCAAAAUCCUGUGCUCAACUUGUUGUGAUCACAAUUGCAAAUACCAUGGAUUUACCUGAGAAAGUUUUAAUGGGACGUGUUACUUCUCGAUUGGGUCUUACUCGGCUAACGUUCCAGCCUUACACUCACAAACAGUUGCAAGAAAUUGUAACUGCGAGAUUAAAUGAUUCGCAUGCGUUCAAAAGCGAAGCGAUACAAUUAGUAGCUAGAAAAGUGGCUGCAGUGUCUGGUGAUGCUCGAAGGGCAUUGGAUAUUUGCCGAAGAGCUACUGAAGUUGCAGAGAUGAACUUUACUGAGAUAGUAGCAAUGCAUGAUGUUAAUCAGGCCCUCACUGAGAUGAUUGCUAGUGCUAAAGUUCAAGCCAUAAAACAUUGCUCACAAAUGGAACGAAUGUUCUUGCAAGCUGUGUGCUCAGAAGUUGCACGGACUGGCGUUGAAGAAGUCACCUUCAAUAACAUUUUGAUUCAGUUGACGUCACUGUGCUCCUUAGAAGGUAUAAAAACUCCUUCAGUAACAGAAGCUAUAACAAUUUGCGCGAGACUGGGUGCUGCCAGAUUAUUAAUUUGCGAUCAUUCAAGGUUGGAUAUUUAUCAAAGAGUUUUAUUGAAUGUGUCGUCCGAUGAUAUUUACUUUUCAAUGCAGAAUAUCGAGGUUUAGCAUUUAGAAAAACAUCAUUCAUCAGAAUUUAUAUUUAUUUUAUUUUCAUGACUCGAGAAAUUCUUAUUAGGCAUUUGAUAAAAAUUAAAUUUGUAUAUAAUUACGAUUAUCACUUCGAA